Blepharisma stoltei is the source of this 1433-nucleotide messenger RNA. The record is from the annotation of a GenBank genome assembly. Lineage: Eukaryota; Ciliophora; Heterotrichea; Heterotrichida; Blepharismidae.
AUGGCAAGCCCAGGUCUCCUUACAAUCCAUCCGAUAUGCGCAGAGCUUACUCCCCCCCAUCCUUGAUCGAACGAUUGACUGUAAAAAAUCCUAAAAAUUGGGAAAAUUAACCCCCAUCCUUGAUCGAACGAUUUUCAUAUCAUGCAAAAUUUUAUAUAUAUAAAAAUAUAUAUUUAUCAAAAGCUUGGGAAGAUGUGCAUAAUGAAGUUGCUUUCAGAGACUUUGAGACGAUAGAAAGCCUCGGAAUCAACUAUUCGAAGUGGUUUAGACAUCAACCUAGACUUAAAAACUCAAUAAUCUAAUAAAAUAGAGAUUCUUUAAAAUUUUUAAAAAAAAAUUUUAAUUCAAUAAUGAAUAAAUUAAAAUUUAUACAGUUUAAAGGUGUGACUAAUAAAUCAAAAUAUUAAAAAUUGGUAUUUUUAUGAAAUUAAUUCAAUUUUUUGUGUAAAAAUAAUUAUUAAAUACUCUUAACCCUCUUAUUUAAAAGUAAAUAAAAAAAAAAUAUAUAUAUUUUUUUUAACCCCCAUCCUUGAUCGAACGAUGGCGAGUCGUUCGAUCAAGGAUGUGGGGGAGUUAGAAGAAAUGUCGAAUCCUUCGGGAAAAUGGACCCUUAUUGUGUUGUUGGGGUUGGCCCCGCUAUCGAGAAAACAACAGUUGCCCGAAAUCAAGGAAAAUUCCCCAAUUGAAAAGAUCACUUAAAUUUCAGAAUUUUCAACGAACAAGUAUUCAUAAUUGGUGUCUGGGACCGGCGCCAGUUGCUUGGCGACGAAGAGAUCGGCAAUGCCCAAGUAAGUCUAUAUAAUGCCAAAACAAUGGGAGUUUUCGAAGAGUGGAUCCAAUUAUUCCACAACGGCCACGAUGUUGGACGAGUAAGGGUAAAGGCGACUUUUAAACCUGAAAUGAUGCAGCCUGGAAUGCCACAAUACCAAACUGCCCCGAUGCCUAGGCCUAUUAUUCCGCCUCAACCGCAGGUGAUUCUUAUAGAAGAGGGUCAUCAUAGGCAUCAUGCUCCUGAAGUUAUAAUAGAGCAGGUUGGGGGAUAUGGACGUCCUCAGCAGGAAGUAAUUAUUAUAGAAGAAGGACGGCAUGGACAUCAUGGGCAUCAUAGGCACCAUCAUGGACAUCAUAAUGAAAGAAUUAUAAUUCAAGGUAUUCCUCCUCCUACUCAAUUUUCUGGGCCACAAUUUGGGUAUCCUAUGCAGAAUGGUUAUCCUAUGCAGAAUGGCUAUCCUAUGCAGCAAGGAUAUCCUAUGCAGCCUGGAUAUCCAAUGCAACAAGGCUAUCCUCAGCAGCAGGCUUAUGUCCAGCCUGGAGUGUAUUCGCAGCCUACCAUGAUGCCACCAACUCAGCAGAGAUUUCAAAAUCAGCCCCAACAGGGGAUUUAUGCGCCUCCUGGAUUUUCCCAGCCAAGCUGCCCUUCAUUUGACCCUUAA